AUUGUUAAUUCCUAAUAAUAGACGCUCGUCAAGGUCAAGCAAAUAGAGCAAAAUGGAAAAGCAAAGAAGGCAAAGGACGACCUGCCCAGUACCAGCUGCCCAUUGCCAUUGUUGCCUUCUCUCCAGAACGCGGCGUUGAAUGAUGACGACGAACGCCCACUAUCUCCCGGAGUCAAACCCCUCCCCACCUCCUACAUUAUCCACGAAUCAGAAGGUGUCUCACCUUUUGUUCUUUUAUCACAUCAGGUGCGCGCUCGAUCUCGAUUUCUUGAUUCUUGAUAUGGUGGCAGAGGAAGAUGUUGAUUUGUCAACCUUAAAGUCUCAACUAAGCCAAACACAUUUAAUGUGGAAGCAGGAGAUGGAACGACGCCAAUCCCAAGUGGAUGCAUUGCAAUCAAGGCUUUUGGAGGUAAAGGCUUGUAUAAAAGGAUCUGAGGAAGAUGCUAGGAAGGAGUUAGACGUUCUUUGGCGAAGAGUCAAAACUACUGCAACAUUGUUGACCUACUUGAAAUCCAAAGCGAGAAUCAUGGCUGUUCCCCAUUUAGCACAUACAUCAUGUGGCAUUAGACACUUAGAAGGAGUGGGCCUUGUGGAUAAAAAUGGUAUACCAUUGUCUAGUUGGUCUAGGAAUGUUGAUCUUUCUUCCUUUGACAGUCCUGAUGAGGACACAUGGAUCAAAAUCAGUAGUCAGCAGGGUUCUUUUGAUGAGCAAGAUGAAGCUUAUAUUGGUGAAAUACUCAAGUCUGUGCAGAUGGUCACUGAUGUCAUGGAAGCUCUGGUUAAGAGAGUUAUUAUGGCAGAAUCUGAAACUGAUAUUGAGAAAGAGAAGGCAACUUUAGGUCGGGAAGAAAUUAAAAAGAAGGUUGUCCAAAUUGAGAACAUGUCUACAAAGCUAGAGGAGAUGGAAAGAUUUGCCCUGGGCACGAAUUGUAUUCUAAAUGAGAUGCGACAGAGGGUCGAGGAUUUGGUUGAGGAAACAUCUAGACAGAGGCAACGAGCUGCAGAAAAUGAACAGGAGCUUUGUCGUGUAAAACAGGACUUUGAGUCUCUAAAAUCUUAUGUUAGUAGCCUCAUCAGUGUUAGAGAGACACUUCUUUCAUCAGAAAAACAGUUUCAAACAAUUGAGAGACUUUUUGAACGACUAGUUGCAAAGACAACACAGUUAGAGGGUGAGAAAAUGCAGAAAGAGGCCGAGGUUCAGAAACUUGUGGAAGAGAAAAUGCAAAAAGAGGCUGAAGUUCAGAAACUUAUGGAAGAAAAUGUAAGGUUGAGUGCUCUUCUGGACAAGAAAGAGGCCCAGCUCUUGGCCAUGAAUGAACAAUGCAAGGUAAUGGCUCUGAGUGCUUCAACUAUCUGAUAAGUUUGGUGGCCGAUGUUUGCUCAACUGCCUUUUGGCUGGCUCUUGCGAUUGUGGUUCAACCCCAGAAGCUGACGGACCCAGAAGAGUCAUGAAAAUGUGUCAAAUUGGAUUGUAGAGUUUGACCAGGAUCUUUUGUUUUUGAAUUUUUAUUUUUUGUGGUUUUAAAAAUGUACCAUUUGGAAGAGCCCUGUGUACAUUUUAUCUGGUGGGUGCUAAUAUGGCGCUGUCGGCAAACUGAAACCACCAAGUAAAAUUUUUUUUUUUUGCCCUUUUUUGGAAUGGAAACUUGAUGUUAACAAA
This is a messenger RNA of Malania oleifera, 1660 nucleotides long. RefSeq lists its product as uncharacterized. Gene Ontology annotation, biological process: response to red or far red light; negative gravitropism. The transcript has 4 exons. Lineage: Eukaryota; Viridiplantae; Streptophyta; Magnoliopsida; Santalales; Ximeniaceae. The record is from RefSeq and is a predicted model, not a curated record. The coding region runs from base 140 to 1357 and encodes 405 amino acids.